GCUGUAUCUCCUACAGUACAUCCAAGACUCUAGCUUGAGACGUUCCGUGAUUCUUGUGGGUCGGUGCUAUAAGCACAUCGUACUUUGUUCUUCCUUGACUUGCAGCUCACUGGAUUUGAGCCUCUCUCACUACUCGUCAUGGCGUCCUUCCUUCUCUACCUCUCUGCAACUGUGCUGUUGGCUCAGUCAACAGUUGCAUCAAACUGCACCAAGAAGCCUAUAUAUGUCGAUAUACACAAGCGAGCCGUUCAUGACUCUCCAGUCUUCCAGUAUGGAUCGUUCAUCGGGCUCGGAACACCGGCACAGAACAACAGUCUAUGGCCAUCAUUACAGCAGAACCAUACCUCCUUUGCAUCGAGCGGCUACUGCAAAGAUAAUGCGACACUAAAAAACUGCGAUAGAAGCACAGGCGGCUUCUUCAACUUUCGAGAUUCGACAACAUUUGAGGAACAGGAGAACUUUCAGACACUAGACAAGUCCCAGGACGAACUCUCGGGAUUCUUUGGUCAAGAGACCCUUCGACUGUACACACACUACUUUGAGACGGACGGCGCAACACAAACACUUGUACCAAACUCAACUGUCGAGGUUGCAGAGUCAGGAUCAAUAACUCCAGGGAGAGUUGGCGUCGGCGCUUCGUCAACAUUACUGCGGGACCUCGUGGUACAGGAUAUGAUUGCUGGAUCAACAUACUCACUCUAUAUUGGUCACGGAUUUGAUCGCGCUGGAGGUGUAGUCAAUGGCAGCAAUGUUUUUGGAGGAUACGACUCUGGGCGCUUCACAGGCGAGCCACACAAGUACACAAUGAACGUGGCCAACCCCAACCCAAUGAGUGUCCGUGUCAAGGAUGUCAUCAUCACUGGAGCGGCUGACAACUCAAACACGUCGCUUUUUGACAAUACAGUGUUCACCGACAUGAAGUCGCGCCCCGAGAACUUUGAGGCCCAGAUUACAACGGAGCAGUUUCCAUUCUCUCUACCUUACCAGAUCACACAAAACUUCAUCAAGCACCUCCGAGCCGAAAAAGACAACAGAUGGGACGACAACUCACUGAGGCUAAAAGAUAGCUUCAGCGGUACCCUUACGAUUGUCCUCGACGACGGCUUCACCGUCACCCUACCCCCAGAAGUCCUCAUGAACGCAUCAAACAUAACCCCAAUCCAAGACCGCGACGAAGACGCAAAAACCCCCUUCUACCUCGGCACCGCCUUCCUCGGCCAAGUCUACCUCAUGGCCGACUACGAAUCUAACCACUUCUACCUCGCCGAAGCCAUCCAAAAGAACAACAUGGUCAUGCCCGUAACCUUUUGCCCCAAAUCCGUCCCCGUCGCCUACCAGCGCCCCAAGCAAUCCGAAUGGCAGCGCCAAGGUCUCAUCGGCGCAGUCAUCGGCGGCGUAAUCGGCGGUCUCGGUAUCCUCGCUGCGAGCUACUGUCUCUGGGUCACUUGGAUGCGCAAGAAGGACGAGCGCAAGCUGAAAAGGGAGUUGCAGCGGAACUCGCAGCGGAAACUUGAGCAGAUGGAAAUUGAGGAGGCGGCACCCAAGUUCGACCCCCCACCCAAGAGCGUGAAUGCGGCAAAGGCGAUGUUCUGGCGGAAGAAUAAGCCGGGGACUACGUUUUGAUUUCGAAACAGUCCGAUAACUUGUAGUAGUUUUUUUUCCGUAACUUUCGUUGUUAUACCCCGGGGUCACCGAUUACAUCUGAUACCAACUUUUAUUUCUCUUCUUCUUCUCACUACAUAGCCUACAUAGCACUUAAACCUUUUCCACCUCCCUUUCAAUCCAACCCAUUUACCUUUUUUUCUUUUCCCCCCCUCCAAUCUCAACAUCUCCUUCCUUCCUUCCCAAUCCGGCAUUCCCAAUGGAUUCCUGCCACCUCCACUCGCCCUACCACGCACAGACCCCCUUCUAUCGCAAUCGCACGACGUUCCCGAACAGAACCAUAUUCACCCCCCGCAUUAGGCAAUUUCGCAAGGAAACCGUGGAUUAUGGCACUUGAAUCAUAUUUCUUUUUUUUUU
Molecule: messenger RNA, 2019 nt
Organism: Bipolaris sorokiniana ND90Pr
Lineage: Eukaryota; Fungi; Ascomycota; Dothideomycetes; Pleosporales; Pleosporaceae
Exons: 2
Coding region: 139-1623 (494 amino acids)
Biological process (GO): proteolysis
Molecular function (GO): aspartic-type endopeptidase activity
Source: RefSeq, a predicted model, not a curated record